This is a messenger RNA of Loxodonta africana (African savanna elephant), 3711 nucleotides long. It is a transcript of the gene PCGF2, whose product is annotated as polycomb group ring finger 2. Lineage: Eukaryota; Metazoa; Chordata; Mammalia; Proboscidea; Elephantidae. Gene Ontology annotation, cellular component: PRC1 complex. The record is from RefSeq and is a predicted model, not a curated record. Gene Ontology annotation, molecular function: promoter-specific chromatin binding. Bases 1094 to 2392 code for a protein of 432 amino acids. Gene Ontology annotation, biological process: negative regulation of transcription by RNA polymerase II. The transcript has 9 exons.
GAAACGGUGGCAGUGCCCAUAUGGGGAAACUUUCCUGUGUGUCCACAAGAGGGGUCCUGGAGCAUGUGUGGGCUUGUGGGCCGUGGAGGGGAUUCCUGUGGAGGGGGUGGUAGCAGUCUUCUUGCCCUGGUUCUUUGACUGCCUUUACCUGCAGAAUCUGGGGGUGGGCCUGGGGUCAGGCGGGAGCUGUGUGUUCCCAACUUCAGGCAUGUAGAAAUCAUCUUCAGUAGUCCCUGCCUGAGGACCAGGCCUGGACUCGAAUGGUCAGCGUAUGGUGGGUUUCGAGGGAGCUUCCUGUCUAUCCAGUGGCCCUUAGAGGAGAGAGAUGCUCCGGGGCCUGGGCAGGAUUCAGAGCCAGAGAAACAUAUGAUGGGUGCCCUCUUCAAAUUUAGGCAGCCUGUGCCCAUAGUGUUUCCAGGAAGGGCUUCCUGGAGGAGGAUUGGAUGGGCUAGAAGAAGGUAAGGAUAGAAUAGAAAGACUUGUCAGGGGGUUUCACACCUGGUUAGAGGGGCUGAGGAAAUCCUGGUGGCAUAGUGGUUAAGAGCUAUGGCUGCUAACCAAAAGGUCGGCAGUUCUAAUCCACCAGCCACUCCUUGGAAACUCUAUGGGGCAGUUCUACUCUGUCCUAUAGGGUUGCUAUGAGUCAGAAUUGACUUGAUGGCAACAGGUUUGGGUUUUUUUUGUUUUUUUUUUGGUUUAGAGGGGCUGAGGGGGGUGGUUUCUUUUCCUUUUAUCUAAAUUUCCUCAUAGCACUUGUUGUUAGUUGCCUUCGAAUCAAUUCGAACUCAUAGCAACCCGAUGUUGACCUCAUGUUGACCCUGCGUGUGCAGAGUAGAACUGCCUCAUAGGGUUUCCAAGGCUGCAAUCUUUACAGAAACUGACUGCCACAUCUUUCUCCCGCAGAGUGGCUGGUGGGUUCAAACUACCCAACUUUCGGUUAGCAGCUGAGUGCUUACCACUUCAGUGAAUAUGGAUUGGGAUCAGGGAGAUUUACAGAAAAUGCAUUCUCCUAUUUUCCUACCUUUCCACAUCCUCUGGAGAGUUGGGUAGUGUUUCCUGUGGUCUAACCUCAAUCCAUCCUGCUGUACCUGCAAUGGAGCCUAACCUUGUUACUCCAGGUUGCAUGAGUCUUCAGAGCCCCCAGCAUCACAGAGGGUCAGAAAGAACCAGCCACAUCCGUGUACCCCAUCCCACCUUGAGGCCAGAGAGGACGAGCCUUGGGCUCAGGGAGAGAUGUUGCUUGGGUGGGUGCGAAGUUAAGCGUGUGAGGGGCUGUUGGAUCUCUGGGUUUCUAAUUGCACUUUCAUUUCCCAGGGUAACGCUCCCCAGUCCACCCACCCCCUACCCCGGCAUCAUGCAUCGAACCACACGGAUCAAAAUCACAGAGCUGAACCCUCACCUCAUGUGUGCCCUCUGUGGCGGGUAUUUCAUCGAUGCCACUACCAUCGUGGAGUGCUUGCAUUCCUUCUGCAAAACCUGCAUCGUGCGCUACCUGGAGACCAACAAAUACUGCCCCAUGUGUGACGUGCAGGUCCACAAGACCCGACCUCUGCUGAGCAUCAGAUCUGACAAAACCCUUCAAGACAUUGUCUACAAGUUGGUCCCUGGGCUUUUUAAAGAUGAGAUGAAACGACGACGGGAUUUCUAUGCAGCUUACCCCCUGACAGAGGUCCCCAACGGCUCCAACGAGGACCGUGGUGAGGUCCUGGAGCAAGAGAAGGGGGCCUUGAGUGAUGAUGAGAUCGUCAGCCUCUCCAUCGAGUUCUACGAGGGUGUCAGGCAACGGGAGGAGAAGAAGGGACCCCUGGAGAAUGGGGAUGGGGACAAGGAGAAGCAGACAGGGGUGCGCUUCCUGCGGUGCCCAGCAGCCAUGACGGUCAUGCAUCUUGCCAAGUUUCUCCGCAACAAGAUGGACGUCCCCAGCAAGUACAAGGUGGAGGUUCUCUAUGAGGACGAGCCGCUGAAGGAAUACUAUACCCUCAUGGAUAUUGCCUACAUCUACCCUUGGCGGCGGAACGGCCCCCUCCCCCUCAAGUAUCGUGUCCAGCCAGCCUGCAAGCGGCUCACCUUGCCCACGGCGCCCACCCCCUCAGAGGGCACCAACACCAGUGGGGCUUCUGAGUGUGAGUCAGUCAGCGACAAGGCUCCCAGCCCUGCCACCCUGCCGGCCACCUCCUCCUCCCUGCCCAGCCCAGCCACCCCCUCCCAUGGCUCUCCCAGCUCCCACGGCCCCCCGGCCACCCACCCUACCUCGCCCACUCCACCUUCGACAGCCAGUGGGGCCUCCACAGCGGCCAAUGGGGGCACCUCGAACUGCCUGCAGACACCAUCUUCAACCAGCAGGGGGCGCAAGAUGACGGUCAAUGGAGCGCCUGUGCCCCCCUUAACUUGAGGAAAAGGACCCUCCCUCUCCUUUUCCAGCCAUGCCUCUCCACCCCUCCACUUUUUCUGGGCUCUUUUUUCCACCUCAUCUACUUAUUCCCAGCUCCUCCCACCUUAGGGGUGGGGGGUGGGUUUUAUAAAUAAAUUUCUAUAUAUAUGUACAUAGGAAAAACCAAAUAUACAUACUUAUUUUCUAUGGACCAGCCAGAUUAAUUUAAAUGCCACAGGAAACAAAACUUUGUGUGUGUGUGUGUGUGUGUGUGUGUGUGUGUGUGUGUGUGGGAUGGGGUGCUCAUUUGUAGGGGGUCUUGUGUAAUUUGCUGUUCUUUUCUGGGGUGCCUGGAGGUGGACAGGAAAGGCCACUUGAGGCUCAGUAAAAGCCUGUCCCAUCCUCCCUCUGUUCCCUAAGGUAGAUGGGGUGUUGGGGGGCCCCACCAGGCCACAAAGCUUUAGGCACAACUCCUAACUGGGUAUGUAUAGGGGUGCACCCAGUUUUCUCUACCCAUCUUGGCUGCUGUCCUGCCCCUGACCAAGUAUGUCUCUCCCCCCAUUGUUGAAUGUUCACAGAGAAUUGUUAAGACAGUGCCUUUUACAACUGCAGUUUAUCCCCUGGUUCUGAGGAGUGGGUGGCCUGUGGGGGUGGCAUCUCCUUCACCUUCUCCUCUUGCAGUGGAAAUUUUGUGCAAAGAAUAGAUAGUUCUGCCUUUUUUUUUUUUUUUUUUUGCCCCCUUGUGUGUGUGGCCUUUGUAUCAUUUAUCUUGUGGAAGAGAAGAUUCAGGCCACAAGAGGCCUCAGCCCUUGAAAUUCCACUGUGGCUUUACAUUGUGAACAGCUUCAUCCCCUCCUGCCCUCCUUACUUCACCCAGGAACCCUCUCCAGCAAGGCUGAUGGUGAGGUUUCACUUGGGAGCCUGCAGUGGCAGAGGGUGGGUAGGGGUUAACCUCAGACAAGCACAGACCCCACGUUUUGCCCUCCAGUCCUUCCUCCUCACCCCCGCUGAGACAGAGUCAGGACAGGGGCCGACAGGGGCACCUAAAAGCACAAGAAGAUGGAAACCUGUGAGCUCUGACUCACCUCCAUCCCCUGAGGAGGCAGACCCCAGCAGACCCCUGCCCACCUGUUUUUCCUCCAAUGUACAUAGACUGGGAGGAGGUGAGGAGGGAAGACUCUAGAUUCUAUCACAACCUAGGUGUGUGGGCUUGGGAGCCCUCCAGGGCAUUUUUGUCUGUGUUUGCACCUUGUCCUGUGUCUGAGGUCCUGUGACUGUGCCCUCCUGCCCUGGGACAUUUGUAUCUCUUGGCUUUGUAAUAAAUGCUGCAUACUCUCCAA